AUGGAUAUUUUAGGAAGGCUAACUGAACGGAUCAGUUACGAGUUGAACCGUCCUGCUAAUGAGAAUACCACCCAUGCGUUGAUUCGGUUCUAUUUGAAGGAUCAAUCGUUGUCUGGCUUUACCAACUAUUGUGGGGCAUUUGGAUUGAAACGAGAUGUCAUUGUUAAAGACUUACACACCAUGAUCAGUGAUAAUGUAGAACUAUUGAAGUAUAAUGUGGAUCUGGGUAUGGGCGCUGGAGCUGGAGCUGGAGUUGGGGCCCCGAAGAGUGGAGUGAAAAAGAAAAAGAAACCGCUAUUGUUCGAUUUGGAAGAGAUGGAAGGUGAUGAAGAAAAUGUCAAGGAAAUUAAACAAGAUGAUAAGCCAUUAAAGCCAAAAUUCAAGAAAAUGAAUAGGGAUAAGGCCAAAAGAAUUAAAGAGGAAAAAUUCAUUAGUACAAAGGUGGAGGAAACGAAAGAAGAGGUACCGAAGAAAAAUAUUGAAGUGGGAAAUGUUAAAAAAUCAAUGUCACUUUCUGAAUUAGCAGAGAAGGAAAGAGUUGGAAAGGCUCAGAAAGAGGAGAAUUCCUCCCUCCCGGACAAAAAAGAUGACGAGCUUUCAAACUAUUCAGAUACUUCAGAUAUUGAGAACGAUCGUGAAUGGUACACUACGGACGAGUUCAAUACGGUUGCACAAGACUAUGACGAUGCUAGCGAAGUGGUCAACUCAUAUGAGAGUCAUUCUCGGAGAUCGAGAGAAAUAGCGAGCUCGAGACACUACGAUAAUAGUCUUACCGGUGGUGGGUUUGACUCUACUGGUCAAUACAUUGACCAUGACCAUCAAAACUCGAGUCUGUCCUCCAAUGACCUAUCAAGAAUCCCACUAGUAUCGCAUUAUCUUGUCCCUCCAUUCCUCACAGACUCAAAAGAAUAUCUCUCGGUGGUGGUGUCCAAUUUGGGACCUACUAUCGAUCCAGUCAGAGAACCACUGUCCGAAUUAGCAGUUACCGCCCACCAAGGGAGUGCUAUAGUGAAGGAUAAGAAAUCUAGAGAGGAAAGAGCAAAGAAAGCUAAAGAACGUUCGGACCUCGCAGGGACUGCCUUGGGUAAUGUAUUGGGGAUCAAGGAUUCGAAGGACAAGGAGGAGGAGGAAGAGGAUAAACGAGACUCUCAUGUUGGAGACACUCCCCUGGAAAUAUCUAUGAUGGAACAACGUCGAAAUCUCCCGGCUUUCUCAGUAAGGGAACCGUUACUUCAAACAAUCAGAGACAAUCAAGUUACUAUUGUCAUUGGUGAAACUGGGUCUGGUAAAACAACGCAAUUGACUCAGUUUCUCUACGAGGAAGGGUAUGGAAAAGGAAGUCAAUCACGUCUUAUUGGAUGUACUCAACCACGUCGUGUGGCCGCGAUGUCUGUAGCUAAGCGUGUGAGUCAAGAAAUGAAUUGCAAGCUAGGGGAAGAAUGUGGGUUUUCAAUCAGAUUCGAAGAUAAAACCAAUCCAAAGACUACUGUGAUAAAAUAUAUGACUGAAGGUAUUCUACUUCGUGAGGUCUUAGUAGAUCCAAAUCUUGAUAAGUAUAGUUGUGUGAUUAUGGAUGAAGCGCACGAGCGACUGUUGAAUACAGACGUUCUCUUGGGGCUAUUUAAACAGGUUUUGGCCAGAAGAAGCGACUUGAAAUUGAUUGUCACAAGUGCCACCAUGAAUGCCGACAGAUUUGCAAAGUUUUUCGGAGAUGCUCCACAGUUCACAAUUCCAGGAAGAACAUAUCCGGUUGAUGUCUUGUACAGUAAGUCUGGAGUUAGCGACUAUGUUGAUGCAGCUGUCAAGCAAGUUGUGGGGGUUCAUUUAGGCAAAUGGAGAGAAACUGUCAAGCAAAUUGAAGAUCAAAAAUUAUUGGAAGAUCAAAGCACAACAAUGGGAGGAGAAACUGAUACAACCAAUAAGCUCAAAGGAGGGAAUGAUGGAGAUAUUCUUGUUUUCAUGACUGGUCAAGAAGACAUUGAAACUACCUGCUCACUUAUCGAGUCCAAACUCUCAAUUCUUGAUUCACCCCCACCAUUGGAUGUGCUCCCUAUCUAUUCGACUCUUCCAGCAGACGUUCAAAACAAAAUUUUUGCAGCACCAAAUCCAAACAGACGGAAGUGUGUAGUGGCAACAAACAUUGCAGAAACUUCCCUUACUGUUGAUGGGGUUAGAUACGUCAUCGAUACUGGACUUUCUAAAAUGAAGGUUUACAACCCAAGACUUGGAAUGGAUGCACUUCAAGUGGUGCCAAUCUCGGUUGCAAAUGCACAGCAACGUAGUGGGCGUGCUGGGAGAACGGCUCCAGGAAUAGCAUACAGACUAUAUACCGAGAGAGCCACUGAAUCAUCACAAAUGUAUCAACAACCAAUUCCUGAAAUCCAGCGUACAAACUUGAGUAAUGUCAUGCUUCUUCUCAAGUCAUUGGGCGUCAACGAUAUCCUCAAAUUCCCGUUUUUGGACGAACCUCCUCGUGAUUUAUUGGCAUGUUCAUUGUAUGAGCUUUGGGCAAUGGGGGCGCUAGACAACUUGGGAGAUUUAACCCCAAUUGGCCGAUCCAUGGCGCAAAUUCCUAUGGACCCGGCAUUAGCAAAGUUAGUUUUACUUUCCUGUAAGCCUGAAUUUCUGUGUUCCGAUGAAGUUAUUACAAUUGUGGCAAUGUUAUCGGUCCCUAGUGUCUGGUUUAGACCCAAGGAAAGAGCUCAAGAGGCUGAUAGGGCCAGAGAGCGAUUCUUAGUCGGUGAACUGGACCAUUUGACGUUAGUUAACGUUUAUAAACAAUGGAGAAAUGCAAAGAGAUCAAGCUCGUGGUGUGCACGUAAUUUCCUUCACCAUAAGUCUCUUUUACGAGCCCAUGAAGUGAAACAACAAAUGAUAUCUAUCCUUCAAGCUGCUAAAUUACCGAUUGUUUGCAGCAAAUCAGAUGAAAUAAUUCGGAAAUGUAUUUGUGCUGCAUAUUUCCAUCAACUGGCUAAGCUUUCCAAGUCAAAUAUUACUGGAGGGGGAACAUCGGAGUUUAUUCACAUUCGUCAUAAUUAUAUGAAAAUGUAUCUCCAUCCUACGUCUGCAUUAAAUGGAGACCUUGCCCCAGCAUAUGUGGUAUAUCACGAACUUAUCUUGACCAACCGAGAAUAUAUGAGUUGUGUCACGGCGGUAGAUCCUAUUUGGCUUUUGGAAUAUGGAUAUAUAUUCUAUGGAGUACUGAAAGCUAUCGAGGCCAAAAUACAUAAGGUCAGUGAUAUACAUUUGGUUACAAAAGAAGAGCUUGAACAACAAUUAUCCGAGGAUGAGAUUAAAUGGAAAAAGAGAUCAGAACAACAAAAGUUCAAAAGAAAGAAGGUUAUUACCGUGGAACAAAAUACUAGUAGAGCACGAAGGGCUUUCUAA
Messenger RNA from [Candida] anglica, 3387 nucleotides. Lineage: Eukaryota; Fungi; Ascomycota; Pichiomycetes; Serinales; Debaryomycetaceae. The record is from the annotation of a GenBank genome assembly.